GCACCCUCGCGCGCCCCCGCCUGGCGGUGCGGACCAAACGGUCUGAGCGCGUGGCUGGCGCCUGACAGCCAAGAGGGCGAGGCUGAGGAGCCGAGGCAGAUGCAGCGAUGAGCGGCCGGACGAGACCGAGAGGCGUGCUAACAAGCUGCCGUGGCUUGCCUUUGGCCCUUCUCAUAAGGAUGAAAAUGCGUCUGUUUGGUGUCUGGGCCCUGCUGGCCUUGAUUCUUUGCCCAGGGGCCCCAGAAGAGUUGUUUCAGGUUUCUGUUUGGCCAAAUCAGGCCCUGGUGGAGUUUGGACAGUCCCUAGUGGUCAACUGCAGCACUACCUGUCCAGACCCAGGACCCAGCGGAAUUGAGACCUUCUUGAAGAACACUAGGGUGGGCAAAGGGCCUCAGUGGAAAGAGUUUCUUCUGGAGGAUGUCACAGAGAAUUCCAUCCUGCAGUGCUUCUUCUCUUGUGCAGGGAUUCAAAAGGACACAAGCCUUAGCAUCACUGUGUAUCAGCCACCAGAGCAAGUGAUUCUGGAGCUGCAGCCUGCCUGGGUGGCUGUGGAUGAAGCCUUCACAGUGAGAUGUCAUGUGCCCAGAGUAGCACCCUUGGAGAACCUCACCCUUACCCUUCUCCAGGGUAACCAAGAACUGCAUAGAAAGAAAUUUAUGAGCUUGGCUGUGGCCUCCAAAAGAGCUGAGGUCAUCAUCCAUGUCAGAGCCCAAAGGGAAAAUGACAGGUGCAGUUUUUCCUGCCGUGCAGACCUGGACUUGAGUUUGCAAGGUGGGAGGCUCUUUCAAGGCAGCUCACCCAUCAAAAUACUCCGGAUCUUUGAAUUCUCUCAGAGUCCCCAGAUCUGGGUCUCUUCCCUUUUGGAGGUUGGGAUGGCGGAGACUGUGAGGUGUGAGGUGGCUAGAGUGUUUCCAGCUGAAGAAGUUAUAUUCCACAUGUUCCUGGAAGACCAGGAGCUGAGCUCCUUCCUUUCCUGGGAAGGGGACAUAGCACGGGCCAAUGCUACCAUUCGGGCCAUGGAGGCUGGUGAUCAGGAACUGUCCUGCUUUGCAUCUCUGGGUCCAAUUGAACAGAAAACAAGAAAGCUAGUGCACAGCUACAGGUUCCCUCCACCAAUCCUGGAGCUAAAAGAAUCAUACCCAUUGGCAGGGACCGAUAUUAAUGUGACCUGCUCAGGGCAUGUAUUAACAUCACCCAGCCCUACUCUUCGGCUUCAGGGAGCCCCAGACCUCCUUGCCCCUGGGGAGCCUGCCUGGCUUCUAUUUACUGCCAUGGAGGAAGAUGAUGGCCGAAAUUUCUCCUGCGAGGCCUCUUUGGAGGUGCAGGGUCAGCGGUUGAUGAAAACCACUGUGAUCCAGCUCCAUGUCCUAUACAAGCCACGGUUAGAGGAAUCUGGUUGCCCUGGCAAACAGACCUGGCUAGAAGGGAUGGAAUACAUGCUUGCCUGCAUCCCAAAGGGAAACCCAGCUCCAGCCUUGGUGUGUACCUGGAAUGGGGUGGUCUUUGACUUUGAAGUGCCACAGAAGGCAACCCAGAACCACACAGGAACCUACUGCUGUACAGCCACUAACCAGCUGGGCUCUGUCAGCAAAGAUAUUGCUGUCAUUGUUCAAGGACUGGAUCAAGGAAUCAGCUCUACCAUCUUUGUCAUUAUUACCACUGCCCUUGGAGUGGGUAUCAUCACCAUAGCACUGUAUCUGACCUAUCGGCCCUGCAAAAUGGACAGGAGGAGAUUGCUCUAUAGGCAGAAAAAGGAGGACGAAGAGGAGGAAAGCCAGUUUGCUGUUCAGCAAGAGAAAAGUACAACUCAUAUAAUUGACAACCAUUUGGUUGAAUGAGACUUAUGCUACUGUGGUUUCUCAGGGAGGGAAGAAAGGAGAGGGGAGAAAGGAAGAAACAGAAUGUUAGGCUGCAUUACCCUUUGUGUUCUUCUGUCCCGUAAAACAGUGUUUGAAGCCCCUGGGUCCCAUGUGUCCAAUAUGUCCACAAGCUCACGUUUCUCUCUCUCUCUUUUUUUUUUUUUUGAGAUGGAGUCUUGCUCUUGUUGCUCAGGCUGGAGUGCAAUGGCAUGAUCUCAGCUCACUGCAACCUCAGCCUCCUGGGUUCAAGCAAUUCUCCUGCCUCAGCCUCCCCAGUAGGUGGGAUUAUAGGUGCCUGUCACCAUGCCUGGCUAAUUUUUGUAUUUUUAGUAGAAACAUGGUUUCACCAUGUUGGCCAGGCUAGUCCCAAACUCCUGACCUCAAGUGAUCUGCCCACCUCGGCCUCCCAAAGUGCUGGGAUUAUAGGUGUGAGCCACCAUGCUCAGCCACCUUUCUCUUUUGAGCUCACUCUAGUCAUUAGGAAUCUCAGUCUCAAUGUCUGAUUUGUAAGAAAGCCUCUUGUUCCUUGCCAGGCACAUCAUCAGUCCACUCUUAGAUCCAAUAAAAAGAUCCUGCCCUUUC
Messenger RNA from Sapajus apella (tufted capuchin), 2441 nucleotides. RefSeq names its product intercellular adhesion molecule 5. Gene Ontology annotation, biological process: cell-cell adhesion. Gene Ontology annotation, molecular function: integrin binding. Gene Ontology annotation, cellular component: membrane. NCBI's taxonomy places the organism in Eukaryota, Metazoa, Chordata, Mammalia, Primates, Cebidae. Bases 108 to 1838 code for a protein of 576 amino acids. The record is from RefSeq and is a predicted model, not a curated record. The transcript is spliced from 8 exons.